CUCAAGGAGCUUAUAUUUUAGUGGGUGGGAAACAGACCAACAUAUAUAAACAUAAUAGGCCAGGCAGUUGUAAUUACCAAGAAGAAGAAUAAAGUUUUAUAAGGGGGUGACAGAGUAAUGAUGAAAGGUGCUGUGUUUUUAUCGUUUGUUUGUUUUCCCUAAUAGAUGCAUUAGGAAAAGGCUCCCUGAGAUACGAAGGAAAUAAGGGAACAAGCCACAUGGCUAUCAGGGGAGAUCAAGGAGACUAAACUGACUGGAAAGGGAGUUUAUGGGAGAGUAUUGGGAGAUAUAAAGUCAGAUGGUAGUGGGCCAGAUUAUGUAGGGCCUUAUAGGCUAUGAUAAAGACUUGCAGUGCUGUUCUGGUUACUAUUGCUGUGCAACAAGUUAGUUACCCCAAAACUUAGUAACUUAAAACAGCUGUUUUAUUACGCUCUUGGAUUCUGUGGGUCAGUAAUUCAUUCAGGUUGGGCACAGUGGUGAUUGCUUGUUUCUGCUCUAGUGAAUGGCGCUGUAGCUGGGAAGAUGCAGAAGUGGGGAAGAUGUAUUAGUGGGGGGCUGGAAUCAUCUGAGGGUUCAUUCACUUACAUGUCUGGUGCCCUGGGCUGAGAUGACUUGAAGAGUAGGCCUGUCAACUGAAGUGUCUACAUGUGACUUCUCCCUGAGGCUUUGCUUCUUCACACUAUGGCAGCCUCAAGGUAGUUGUACCUCUUAGAAAGCAGUUCGAACGGUCUCCAGACUUCAGUGUUCCAGAGGAUAAGGCAAAAGCUGCAUUGCUUUUUAUAACCCAGUGGCAGAAGUCACCCAACAUCACUUCUGCUAUACUCUACAGGUUGAAGCAGUCAUAAACCCACCUAGAUUCAAGGGAAGGGGACACAGAUUCCCCACCACCACCACCACCAGCUCUUGAUAUGAGGAAUUUCAAAGAAUUUGGGGUGACAGUGUUUGUAAACCACUACAGAUGCCAUUAAAAAGCAUUUUGAGCAGAGGAGUGAUAUGAUCUCAAUUAAAUUUUAGAAAGAUCACUCUUGUUUCUCUGUGGAACAUAGACUGAGAAGGGCAAGAGCAGAAGCAGAGUUUAAAAAAGUUACAAUAGUCUGGGCAGGAGAUGACAAUAGCUUGGACUAGAAUAAUAACAUGACAGUGGUGAUAAGAUGUCAGAUUUGAAAUAUAUUUGGAAAGGAGUACUGACAGAAUUUACAGAUGGAAUGCAUGUAGGGUGUGAGAAAGAGAAACCAAGAAUGACUCCAAAGAGUUUGAUUUAAGCAAUUGGUUGAAUGGCGGUGUCGUUUACUGAGGUGGGAAGCACUAGGGGAAGAAAAAGUUUUUAUCCCAGGAGUUCAGAAAUUCAGUUUUGGACAUAAGUUCAUAAAAUGCCUGUUAGACAUCCAAAUGGAGAUAACAGUUAGGCAGUUGAAUAUAUAAAGAGAAUUUUAGAGGAGAGGUGAGGUCCAGGAAUAUAAAUUUUGGAAUUAGCAUAUAGUUGCUCUUUAAAGCCAUAGGAAUAUAUGAGAUUAUGUAGAGAGUGAGUGCAAAUAAAGAAAAGGUACAUGAUUGAGCCGAAGGGCAUGCAUACAGUUAGAAUUAGGAAUAUCAGUAGAAACUAGUGAAGGGGAGAGUAAGAAUAAAUGGUCAUGAAGACAUACAGAUGGGGAAGUUCCCUGGAGGCCUAAUGGUUAGGAUUCUGGUCUUUCACUGCUGUGGCAUGGGUUCAUUUCCCUGGUUGGGGAACUGAGACGUGCGGCCAAAAAAAAAAAAAGACAUUACAGAUGGCCAACAGGUACAUGAAAAGGUGUUCAUCAUCACUAAUCAUCAAGGAAAUGCAAAUCAAAACCACAGUGAGGGUUUCCCUGGUGACGCAGUGGUUAAGAAUCCGCCUGCCAAUGCAGGGGACACGGAUUCGAGCCCUGGUCCAGGAAGAUCCCACAUGCCUUGGAGCAACUAAGCCCGUGCGCCACAACUACUGAGCCUGCGCUCUAGAGCCCACAAGCCACAACUACUGAGCCCUCAUGCCACAACUACUGAAGCCCACAAGCCUAGAGCCCGUGCUCCGCAACAAGAGAAGCCACCACAGUGAGAAGCCCGCGCGCCGCAACGAAGAGUAGCCCCCGCUCGCCGCAACUAGAGAAAGCCCACGCAGAGCAACGAAGACCCAACACAACCAAAAAUAAAUUAAAAACAAAAAAACCCCAAAAAAAUAACAGUGAGUUAUCUCCUCACACUUGUUAGAAUGGCUGUUAUCAAAAAGACAAGAAGUUAGUGUUGGCGAGGAUGGGGAAGUGGGAAUCCUUGUGCACGGUUGGUGGUAAUGUAAAUUGGUGCAGCCAUUUUGAAAAACAGUAUGGAGGUUCCUCAAAAAAAUUAAAACUAGAACUACCAUAUGAUCCAACAGCUCCACUUGUGGAUAUUUAUCUAAAGGAAACAAAAACACUAACUUGAAAAGAUAAUGUACCUUCAUGUUUUUUGUGGCAGUAUUUACAAUAGCCAAGACAUGGAAGCAACCUGAGUGUCCAUCAGUGGAUGAAUAGGAUGGAUAGAAUGACAGAGGAUGCUCUUCGCCUGAAUCUGUUGAAGCGGAGCUUGGACCCAGCUGAUGAGCGAGAUGAUGUCCUGGCUAAGCGACUCAAAAUGGAGGGGCAUGAGGCCAUGGAACGUCUGAAAAUGUUGGCACUGCUCAAACGGAAGGAUUUGGCAAAUCUUGAAGUGCCACAUGAGUUACCCACCAAACAGGAUGGCAGUGGUGUCAAGGGCUAUGAAGAGAAGCUCAAUGGGAAUCUCAGGCCUCAUGGAGACAACAGGACUGCUGGAAGGCCAGGCAAAGAAAACAUCAAUGAUGAGCCUGUGGAUAUGAGUGCUAGACGGAGUGAGCCAGACCGAGGAAGGCUUACUCCCUCCCCAGACAUCAUUGUUUUGUCUGAUAAUGAGGCUUCCAGUCCCCGUUCCAGCUCCCGAAUGGAAGAAAGACUCAAAGCAGCCAACCUAGAGAUGUUUAAGGGGAAAGGCAUUGAGGAACGGCAGCAGCUCAUCAAGCAGCUGAGAGAUGAGCUGAGAUUGGAAGAAGCCCGACUGGUGCUGUUAAAGAAACUGAGACAGAGUCAGCUACAGAAAGAGAAUGUCGUCCAGAAGACUCCAGUUGUACAGAAUGCAGCAUCUAUUGUUCAGCCAUCUCCUGCCCAUGUGGGACAGCAAGGCCUCUCCAAGCUUCCAUCCCGGCCUGGGGCACAAGGGGUUGAACAGAAUUUGAGGACAUUGCAGGGUCACAGUGUUAUCCGUUCAGCGACCAAUACCACCCUCCCACACAUGUUAAUGUCUCAACGUGUGAUUGCGCCAAACCCAGCCCAGCUACAGGGUCAGCGGGGCCCACCUAAGCCUGGCCUUGUACGCACCACAACACCCAAUAUGAAUCCCGCCAUCAAUUACCAACCGCAGUCAAGUUCUUCUGUUCCCUGUCAGCGUACAACAUCCUCUGCCAUCUAUAUGAACCUUGCCUCCCAUAUUCAGCCAGGGACCGUGAACAGGGUGUCCUCACCACUUCCUAGCCCCAGCGCCAUGACUGAUGCUGCCAACUCACAGGCUGCAGCCAAAUUGGCUCUUCGCAAACAGCUGGAAAAGACACUCCUGGAGAUUCCACCCCCUAAACCACCUGCUCCCUUGCUUCAUUUCCUGCCUAGUGCAGCCAAUAGUGAGUUCAUCUACAUGGUAGGCUUGGAAGAAGUCGUACAGAGUGUCAUCGACAGCCAAGGGAAAAGCUGUGCCUCACUCCUGCGGGUUGAACCCUUUGUUUGUGCCCAGUGCCGCACAGAUUUCACCCCUCACUGGAAGCAAGAAAAGAAUGGUAAGAUUCUAUGUGAGCAAUGUAUGACCUCCAACCAGAAGAAGGCUCUAAAGGCAGAACACACCAACCGACUGAAAAAUGCUUUUGUUAAAGCCCUACAGCAGGAACAGGAAAUUGAACAGCGAUUACAGCAGCAGGCAGCACUCUCCCCCACUACGGCUCCAGCUGUGUCCAGUGUCAGUAAACAAGAGACCAUAAUGAGACAUCAUACGCUUCGACAGGCUCCACAGCCCCAAAGCAGUCUCCAGCGUGGUAUACCCACGUCUGCCCGUUCCAUGCUUUCCAACUUUGCACAGGCACCCCAGCUGUCUGUGCCAGGUGGCCUCCUUGGUAUGCCAGGUGUCAACAUUGCAUACUUGAACACUGGUAUUGGAGGACACAAAGCCCCCAGUCUGGCAGACCGACAGCGGGAAUACCUUUUAGACAUGAUCCCUCCCCGGUCUAUAUCGCAGUCCAUCAGUGGACAGAAAUAACGCCUGUUCCACUUGUACUGCCCCAACCUUGUAUCCUUUACUCCUCUCCUCUCCCAUUGCCCCCAACUUCCGUCGCAUGCAGUGCCUGUACUGGUGCCUACCAUACACGGAAAACAAAACAGAAAAACAGAAGACAAACAGUAGAAAUCAACAAGAAAACACACGCCCUGCCCCACCACCUCCUCUUUAUUUCACACUGCUGCGAUCUGUUCUUCUGCCACUUUCUCUCUUCAGUUUUCUAUAACAGUGAGGUGGAUCUUUGCCUCUGAUAGAGGUCAGAAUGAGGUCCUGGGGAGAAAUCCAAGCCCUCUGACGUGUGUUUCUAAAGUUUGUUUUUAUGCUUUAAUUAUUAUUAUCAUUUUUAAUGAUGUUGUGUGUCGUCCCUUUGUUCAGUGGACGGUUAAACCUUUCUAUUUUCCCCCCAAUAUUUUUUUUUUUCUCUUUCGUCUUUUUUUUUUUUUUGGUAAACACAAAUGAUAUUCAGUUAAGUGAUAGGAGCAUUGCAGUAGGGUCCCCAACUGCCAAGUAGGACAUGACUGGGAGUGUUAGGGGCAGAAGUUUUUAAUGCACUUAACCCCAGGGUCAGGGGGAGGUGGUGGCAUCAAACAAGGAGGAAUAGCACACCCGCUCUGGGGUGUCUCUGAGCUGCACAGUUCUGGAGGCAGUGUUGAGUAUUGAAGUUGGGCUCUAAGAAUGAGGGGAAAGAGCCUGGAAGGAGAAGCUUUAAAACUUAACCACCCUAGAAUUGACCCAUAAAGAAGGGGGAGAAAGGGGCGUGACAAUGAGCAUAAUGUUGAGCCAAGGAGGACUGAGACCAGGUCCUGGCCUUCUGGAUGCUGGGGGAAUGAGAUUGGUCUCCUGACCCCAGUGGAGACACAGGAGUCUAUUCCAGGCCAACUAGCCCCAAAUUAUUUCAUCUUAUUUUCUUUGUAAAAUUCUCCCCCAUCCCUGUCUCUUUUCUUUUCUUUUCUUUUUUUAAAUCCUAAUCUGCCCUUGGUAACCACAGCCCCAUCUGUAAUAUAGAGGAGUGGCUAUUCCUAGCCUGACUUUGCUGUGUGUCCUGGACAUUGGAUGGACAUGAGUGAGUGAAAUGUCAAAGGGAGGAAAUAGAGGAAGAAAGAAAGAGGGGUUUCCCUCCCAACAGUUGCGACUUUCCCAUUUGUCUCUUUACCUUCUGAGCGCCAGGAGAUGAGGGUGAGGGCACCUAACAGAUUGGAGCGCUGCCCUGACCCUGCUGCACUAACUGCAGAGCCAACCGCUCAAAGCCAGACAAUUCAUGUCAAAACCAAUCCUGGACUUGUGCUAUACAAGUAGAUGUUGUCUUUUUUCUCCCCAGAAUUCUAUAAAUUUUGCUUUUUUGUUUGUUUUUAUUUUUUUCUUAAGUGCUACUAAUGUAGAGAAUGAAUUGAAUUGUGCAAUGUUGCUGUUCUGGGGAUUGGGGAGAUUAGCAUCCCAUUUGCCCAUACUGUGGGGGAAGGGGGAGGGGACCAGGCUGUUUUUGAGGUAAGGGAAGCCCCUUAAAGGUAGAGGUUUCUGCUCUCCUCAUAGUGUAUGCCCACCUGCCUCUCCAGCCGUAGAAGCUGCCAGAGUUCAAGGAAGGGAUACUCUCAGCAAAGAGGUAUGAAGAGAGGAGUUUAACAUUUUACCCUUGAAAGCAACCUGGAGAAGAUCCCCCACUUUUAUUUUUAAAAUUAAAUAAUUUUUUAAAGUAAGAAGGCACUUUUAAAAUUAACACACACACAAACUGCACAUCCUCCCCAUAAAGUUUGGGGAGGGGAUGGGAGAAGGAGCUGGAAUCAGGCUCAGUUCCCCCCACACUGGCCUCUACUCCCCAUACUCCAGAGCCACUGUGGGUGAUUAUACUGGCCCUACGGGCCUUCCUGGCUUUUUUUUCUUUCCUCCCUUCCCCCAAAUUCAUUGAGCACUUAAUAAAGGAGCAGAGAUGCAGCCUGUGUCUGGGCUCCCCCAGUGGUGAAAUGAUCUGGAAGCUAGACGCUAGUAACAGGUAGUGAUGGGGUCGUUUCGAGUAUUUUUCUGGGGAAUGUGGAACCCCUGACUGUAAGUGGUGGGAGAGGGAGGGGGGUUAGUGGAACUGGGUCUGGGAUUAUUUUAAAAUUAUAUAUAUAUAUAUAUAAAGAUAUAUUCUUACAUCUCUCCUUUGCCCUCUGUGCUUUGAAAGCACUGGAUAAAUCGUUUGGUUUUGCUUUUCCCUCUUCCACAAAAUUGGAAGCUUUUUAAAAAAUAUUUUCCCUGCAAGUCAUCUUGCCUUGUGGCAUGUCUGUCUAGCUUCUUCCCCCCCCAGCCCCCAUGAUGAAGUGCCAUUUCUGUUAUGUCUCCCCUCCCCCAGCUCAGAGGUGCUCAGAGGUACGAGGUACCCAAGUUUGUCAAUUGAGAUUAAAAGUAAGGAACAGAGAAUGUGCAAUACCGUCUGGCUGGGGGGUGUCCCUGCCCUGAGCUGAGUCCCUUCCCUGGGAGCCAGGCCACCUUUGAAUGGGGCUUGGAAGUAAUAUGUGUCGAGAAUGGGGGAUGAUGGGGAAGGAAAGCCUGUAGUCGAGUGCCUGCCAAGGUGCUGAGGCGAUAGGGGAGAGGAUGGAGUCUUCCCUGUUUUUAUCCCCUCAGGGUCAGUUACACAGAGGCUGCUUGUUGACUAGUAUAGCUCCGUGACCCUUUGCUCAAUCGCUGAGGUUUGAUUUCUUACCCUCUCUUCUCCCCAUUUUCAUACCCUUCCCAGGGAUUAGUGACAGGGGUGAGGUUCCCCUAAUCAUGGUAAAGUAUUAGCCUUCCACCUCCUCCCUUUCCUCCCUCUCCCUCAUCCUUCUGUUUUCCUCAUUUCUCUACUUUUUCACCACUGAUUGCCUUGUGUCCCUCCAAGUCUAUUGUUGCUGUCCAUCCCCAGGCCUUGGGCCCCAUAGACACUAAACCUCAUGCCCUAAAGAUAGGAGGAAAGACCCUCUGUUCAGAGUUAUUUUACCCCUGGAGCAUUGAAGCUCAGGGUGAUACUAGAGUGAGGAUCCCACCAGUUUUGCCUGGCUUCCUCCAUCCCCAGAGGCUUUAAAAGUAGUAGUAGUUUAUGGACAGUGGCUUACUCUCUAGAAGCCUGAUAUGGGUGGAUAAGCAGUAAGGCUUGGGUAAAACUGAGGGACAGAGGUCCUUAUUGGGUUUUUUUUUUCUUUUUUUUUUUGUCAUUUGACCACAGCAUCUGGACUUCUUUCAUCCCUGGAAUAAGUACUUUUUCCACAUUUUUUGGAUGUAUGUAUGGUAGACAAUUUUUUUUUUAAGACACAGAGAUAAAUGUUUUCCUGCUUUGGUUACCUUUCCUUUCCCCUUUAAAAGGAAUUAGCUAUAGAACUGCUUUGUAAAGAUGCUUCUUGAUAUUUUACUUUUGUUCCUUUUCCCCAACCACUCCCUUUUCUCCCCACUUCUCCAGAAGGCAUAACCUUCUCUCCACACCCCACACCCCAGUCCUAGGCUCCCUUCCCCUCCAACAAGACCUUCAUUAGCUUAUGAUAUUUGCUGCCGAGAUGUUAUAACAAGGACUCAUUCGUGUAUAUAAGCUAUUUCUUGAUCCAUUUAAAAGGAAUUGUACAUUGUGUAGAAAAAAAAAAAACUGAAAAAGAGAAAAAAAAGCCCUAGCCAUGGAUAUUGUGAAACUGUGUUAUGUCAUUUUGUAAUGUGCCCGUUUGUGUAUGAUCCGUGCAAAAGGGUUUCUGGGGAAGGGGCGGGGGUAGGGAGGCAGGGCUGUGGAGGGUGGGUAGGGGAGUGGGCCGGGCCCAGCACACUGAGACUGGCAGCUGCCCCAACCCCAUCCCUCCUUAGAGAUGCCACCUCCCCCACCACCCACCCCUAAUUUGUGCCUUGCCUCCCCACCCUGGAGUAGUCCCUCCGGGUCACCAGCACUGCCUUGGCAGAGCCCACUCCCUACCCUAACCUGCCCACCCUCCCUACCCCCCAGCAUUAGGUUGAUACUGUGGGGAAGUGCUGGGGGUUGGGAGGUAGCCGAGGAAUGGGGCAGUUCCCGGGGGCAUUGAAACCAAGUAUUAUUAUGAAUUGUAAUUGUAUUUGCACUGUUUUUUUUCCUCUGAUUGCAUCAGCAUAUAUACAAUAUACCUAUAUAACAAAAUUCAGUGUCAAGCUUUCUUAUGCAAGGGAUUUCCUCCAACCCCAAAAAAGAAGCUAGUUUCAUGGGCCUUUGAGGGUGGAUUGUCAUGGGAUGAUAGAAAUGAUUUUAACAAGUCAUCCUAAGAAAGUCUCCCCUAGGGAGAGCCAUAUCCAUCUUUGUAAAUUGGGGUGAGGUUGGGUUACUACAAAAGCUAAGGCUCUUAGUCCGGACUGUGGAGAGUAAAGAGAACCACAACACAAAGGGAGGUGGGUGGUGGCACAGUCUGGAGACCUGGGGUUUAGUCCCAAGCUUUCCUACUAACUUGCUAUGUGACCUUUGGUAGAGUUAAUUUUCUGGGUCUCAGUUUUCUUAUUUGUGAAGUGAUGGCAGACAGGGGGAGAUCAUCUGGCCACCAAGUUUAAAAUGCUUCCUUUCCCACCUACAAAACAACUUGAGGUGAGGAAAGUGUUGGGCUGAAAACCCAUGGAGGAAACCAAAG
This is a messenger RNA of Orcinus orca (killer whale), 8903 nucleotides long. RefSeq names its product GATA zinc finger domain containing 2B (gene GATAD2B). The record is from RefSeq and is a predicted model, not a curated record. Gene Ontology annotation, cellular component: NuRD complex. The transcript is spliced from 11 exons. Gene Ontology annotation, molecular function: zinc ion binding; sequence-specific DNA binding. The coding region runs from base 2518 to 4305 and encodes 595 amino acids. NCBI's taxonomy places the organism in Eukaryota, Metazoa, Chordata, Mammalia, Artiodactyla, Delphinidae. Gene Ontology annotation, biological process: negative regulation of transcription by RNA polymerase II.